GCCUUUCACUGUCAGUACCUUCAGCAGGGGAAGGUUACCAAGAUGUUUAAGCAAGCCAGCAUCGUGAAACUGCUAUUGCUGUGUCUGCUCUGUGUUUCCAUAGUUAAAUCCCUGGCUUCUCUAGAUUAUGAUGAUGAGGAAAGUGACAACGCUCCCAGGGCUAAUGGCGAAAAAGUGGAUGCUCGAGGUCACAGACCAGUAGAUAAAAGACGGGAGCCAAUGCCAACUCUCAGACCAGCUCCUCCUCCCAUUAGUAAAGGUGGAUAUCAGGCUCGUCCAACAAAACCACCCACUCGGGGCCAGAAGAAAGAAGUUCUUUAUCCUGAUGCUGGAGGUUGCAGGCAUGCAUCAGAUGAGCUAGGAGUGCUGUGUCCAACUGGGUGUGAGCUGCAAACUGCAUUGGUAAAACAGGAAAAAAGUGUGAAAUCCGACAUUCGGGACCUAAAGAACAAAGUAGAGAAACAGUCCGAAACCUCUUCAACAUUCUAUGAGUACAUGAAUACACUAGAAGAUAAACUGGCAAGAAGACAAAAACAAAUAAAAGAUAAUGAAAAUGUAGUUUCUGAGUACCACACAGAAAUAGAGCAGCACUAUACAUACAUCAGAGAGAACAUGGACAACAACAUCCCAUCUAGCCUCCGAGUCCUCCGUUCAGUUGUGGAUACCUUACACAAAAAGAUACAAAAACUGGAAAAUGCUAUAGCAUCCCAAAUGGACAAUUGCCGCUCUUCAUGCAUUGUUUCCUGUAAUAUUCCAGUGGUGUCAGGCAAAGAAUGUGAAGACAUUAUCAGAAAAGGAGGUGAUUCAUCUGAAAUGUACCUCAUUCAGCCUGAUGCUUUCUUCAGACCAUACAAGGUGUAUUGUGAUAUGACCACAGGAAAUGGAGGAUGGACUUUGAUUCAGAACCGCCAAGAUGGCAGUGUUGGCUUUGGGAGAACAUGGGAUGCAUACAAAAAAGGAUUUGGAAAUAUUGCAAAAAGUGGAGGGAAAAAAUACUGUGAUACUCCAGGUGAAUAUUGGCUUGGAAAUGACAAAAUCAGCCAGCUUACCAAAAUGGGACCCACUGAAGUUUUAAUUGAAAUGGAGGACUGGAAUGGUGAUAAGGUUUUAGCUCAUUAUGGAGGAUUCACCAUACAAAAUGAGGCAAACAAGUAUCAGAUAUCAGUUAGUAACUAUAAAGGCACAGCUGGCAAUGCUUUUAUGGAUGGAGCUUCACAACUGUAUGGCGAGAACAGAACAAUGACAGUUCACAAUGGCAUGUUCUUCAGCACUUUUGAUAGAGACAAUGAUGGAUGGGUUCAUGCAGAUCCAAGAAAACAGUGUUCUAAAGAAGAUGGUGGUGGUUGGUGGUACAAUCGAUGCCAUUCAGCCAAUCCCAAUGGCAGAUACUAUUGGGGAGGACAGUACAGCUGGGAUAUGGCAAAACACGGCACAGAUGAUGGAGUUGUAUGGAUGAACUGGAAAGGAUCAUGGUAUUCAUUGAAGAAGAUGAGUAUGAAGAUUAGACCAUUCUUUCCACAAUAAUCAUCAUUCAAAUGAACAACAUCAAAUGUUUUCAUGUGCAUAUCAAAGUUAACUUCUUUUAGUGCAUGAUAUUUGAUUUUGCCUCUACAUAAGAGAACCAAAAAUAUCAACAUUUAUAUGUCUGACUAUAUUGUGACUUGAAUUGGAGAAGUCAUGCUGAAUAUAAACCUAUGUCUGACCCAUUAAAAAAAACUUGAAAGUG
Messenger RNA from Mauremys mutica (yellowpond turtle), 1726 nucleotides. It is a transcript of the gene FGB, whose product is annotated as fibrinogen beta chain. Lineage: Eukaryota; Metazoa; Chordata; Testudines; Geoemydidae. Bases 43 to 1524 code for a protein of 493 amino acids. Gene Ontology annotation, cellular component: fibrinogen complex. Gene Ontology annotation, molecular function: signaling receptor binding. The transcript is spliced from 9 exons. The record is from RefSeq and is a predicted model, not a curated record. Gene Ontology annotation, biological process: protein polymerization; blood coagulation; platelet activation.